AUGGACCAAGAUAUUGAUAUGGAGGCCCCUCACAUCUCGGCUCUGCGUGAGGAGGAUUCUCCUCCUCCAAACCCGCGCCCUCAGCCGCAAGCGACGUCCAAGUUCAAAGUGAAACUGGUCAUGAACGAGCCCAGAGCUCGACAUUCGGGAGAGAAACCUCUCGCGGACGAUGACGAAGAAGACGACAUAGACGAGCUUGUGGACGAGCUUGAUGAAGAUGGUGCUCCGUCCAUGUCAGGCGCGGCUGCUCACGGUCCAGCACCACCGUUUACGACUACGCCGCUCAAGGGAAGGAAGGACAAAAUCCCUAAAGCAAAGGCGGAGAAGUCUCGCAAACGCAAGGCAGAAAAAGAUCCUUUGCAGCCGACAAUGGCAACUUUCGAGUCCACCUUCCCGGUCAGCCCGGCUGACCCUCCCGGGACCAUAAUCGAAGUAGACCCUAGCGCUCCUAUCCAGCAUCGCAAGAAGCAUACGUCAACCCCGCGAAAGGCUGCAGGUACUGGUCCUCCACGAGCUCGGAAGACGCUGUCCAAGGCAUCCAGUAACGCACAACUUUCAGUUGAUGACCAUGGCCAUCUAAGUGACGGCGGAUACUCGGGGACGGCUGCGUCGUCUCCCCCGCCGGAAUUCCGUGACCGUGACCUCGAGACCAUUGAUGCUUCCCUGAUAAACCCGGACGUUCCUUUCCAGACAUCCUCCUCAGCGCCCGUACCCGUCUACCCGUUACCCAACAAGCCAUUUCCUGUGCAACCUCCAGUAAAGAUUGGUACAGGAUUCGCACCUAUCCUGCCCCUGGACAAAAGCGGCAAACGCGUCCGACGUUGGCGCCAAGCGAAUCGCGAGGUACGCGGAAUUGCGGGUGGCCGAUGGUUCGCACGUUGCUGGGUUGGAGACAGGGAUUCUGCCUUUGCAGAACAUCUGGGCGGUCCGUCGAAGACGCCGCAAGCGUUCGUGGACGCAAAUGCGACUGCGUUGAGCGCUGUUUCGUUGCCGAAGCUAGCGUCGAUCUCCAUGUCUGCCGCUAGCCCUGGUGCUGCUGGUACGGGUAGGGGUUCCCGGUCGAAAGGAUCUUCGAGGUCAGGUUCUGUCCCCGCUGAGCCUCAUUCGAGCGUCGUCCGCGCACCCACGAAGAUGCGGACCAGCAUAAUCGCGUCCACAGACCCUGCAGACGAGGCUUAAUCCAUAUCAGCCGGCUUGCGUGCUUGAUCCCGGUGACCACACGUUUGGGUUCGUCGCUGUCUUGAUUUUUUUGUAUUUCUGCCGAUUGUGAUCCAUGUAUUGUGCAUCCCUCU
Punctularia strigosozonata HHB-11173 SS5 is the source of this 1292-nucleotide messenger RNA. RefSeq lists its product as uncharacterized. The transcript has 3 exons. The record is from RefSeq and is a predicted model, not a curated record. Bases 1 to 1179 code for a protein of 392 amino acids. Lineage: Eukaryota; Fungi; Basidiomycota; Agaricomycetes; Corticiales; Punctulariaceae.